This is a messenger RNA of Oenanthe melanoleuca, 1487 nucleotides long. RefSeq names its product acrosin-like. Gene Ontology annotation, biological process: acrosome reaction; proteolysis. The record is from RefSeq and is a predicted model, not a curated record. Gene Ontology annotation, molecular function: serine-type endopeptidase activity. The coding region runs from base 380 to 1291 and encodes 303 amino acids. The transcript is spliced from 5 exons. NCBI's taxonomy places the organism in Eukaryota, Metazoa, Chordata, Aves, Passeriformes, Muscicapidae.
GUCUGUUGAUCAGGACAUAGUACUUCAGUGGACCGUCCCUAAAAGUGUUCCAGGACAGCUUCUGAUCGGGCUCUGAGCAGCCUUCUCCAGUGCAAGCUAUCCCUCUGUGCCCAAGGCAAGGGGUUCAGAGCUACAUGAUCUCCAAGGUCCCUUCCACCCCAAACCACUCCAUGGCUCACUGAUUCCAUGUUACCCCUCCCCCAGUGGGCCCCGUUCCACAGCCCCCACGGUGCCCAGAACAUGGAACCCAGCCCUCUGUGACAUCAGCCCCGGGGCCGAGGGCACCACGGGCAGCGCAGCUGCUGCGGGCAUUGCGGCUGUGGCUGUGCUGCUGCACGGAGCCCUCAGUGCUUGCAGCUGACACGCGCCUCUGGCAGCCAUGAAUGGGCUCGGCCUCCUCAUCCUGCUCACCGUGCCUGGGCUGGCACACAGCAUACAGUACCCCUGUGGAGGGAGCUGUGGGCUCCGAGCUCCAAUACCUGCCUACACCCCCAUUACUUAUUCCUAUGGCAACGUGGCUUAUGACUACGGCUCGACACGCAUCGUGGGCGGCGCAAGUGCCAUGGAAGCAUCCUGGCCCUGGAUGGUCAGCAUCCAGCACCCCUGGGCACCAGGCCAGAAGCAUUGGUGUGGAGGGUCUCUCAUUAGUGCAGACUGGGUACUCACAGCAGCACAUUGCUUCGACAAGAUCGAGAACAUCAGCAUGGUGUAUGUGGUGAUUGGAGCCACUCAGUUGUCUCAGCCAGGCCCUGGGGCUGUAGCACGCAAUGUCAAGAAGGUGGUGAUACACCGGUACUACAAGCGUGUCGACUAUAGAUACGAUAUUGCCCUGAUGGAAUUGGAGCAACCUGUACAGUGCAGCCAAUACAUCCAGCUGGCCUGUGUGGCUGACCCCACCCUAAGACUCUCAGAGCUCAACAAUUGCUGGAUUGCUGGAUGGGGUGCAACUACUGCAAGAUCUCAAGAUGAAGGUGAUCGCCUCAAGGAGGCCAAGGUCCGGCUCAUCGAUGUCAAGCUCUGCAACAGCAGUGACUGGUAUGCAGGGGAAAUCCACCCCUACAACUUGUGUGCUGGUUACCCAGAGGGCAACAUCGACUCCUGCAAGGGUGACAGCGGUGGUCCUCUCAUGUGCCAGGACAAGAAUGCUGACUUCUGGUGGGUCAUUGGACUAACCAGCUUUGGAUCAGGCUGUGCCAGGGCAAAGCGGCCUGGAGUCUACAUCUCCACUCAGUUCUUCUAUGACUGGAUUGAUUACAACAUGCGUACACAAGCAGUUGAAAGUGUUUAUUGAGCAUUGGGUCCAGCAGGAUCCAGAGCGGAGUGCAGUGCACCACAGCCUUUUCCUGCUGGGCUGAUGCUUGCUGAUCCAAUGACAGCCUCGGUGUCAAAAGCCUGCUCUGUCCUGCCCACACUCCUCUCCAGUGUGCAUGAAGACACUGGAAUUGUUUUAGUUGUUGAAAUAAAGUUACCUUUGUUCACAGGGAUCC